Messenger RNA from Anopheles maculipalpis, 1648 nucleotides. RefSeq names its product probable cytochrome P450 6a14. The transcript has 2 exons. NCBI's taxonomy places the organism in Eukaryota, Metazoa, Arthropoda, Insecta, Diptera, Culicidae. The record is from RefSeq and is a predicted model, not a curated record. Gene Ontology annotation, molecular function: oxidoreductase activity, acting on paired donors, with incorporation or reduction of molecular oxygen; monooxygenase activity; iron ion binding. The coding region runs from base 61 to 1593 and encodes 510 amino acids.
AGAGUAUCGCGAGCGGUGUUCGCAUCAGUUCAGUUGCGUGGCAUCGCUGAGCGAAGCAAGAUGGAGCUUUUGAGUUAUGUGCUAACCGCGUUCGUGUUUGUCGUUUCGAUUGCGUAUUUGUUCCUGCGCAGUCGGCACAACUAUUGGCGGGAUCGAGGUAUACCUUAUGCACGUGCGAAACCUCAUCUGUUCAUGGGACACAUGGAGCACUUCAAGACGAAGCACGGAGCAGUUAUCAAUCAAGAGAUUUAUCGGGACCUUAAAUCGCGCGGUGAAAUAAUCGGUGGCAUGAGCUUCUUCAUCAUACCGGGCUUGGUUGCGGUCGAUCCGGAGCUGAUUAAAACGAUCCUCGUGAAGGACUUCAACGUGUUUCAUGAUCGUGGCGUGUUUAAUGACGCAAAGGCAGAUCCACUUUCUGCGCAUCUGUUCGCCCUGGAGGGACACGAAUGGCGUGUGUUGCGUCAGAAGCUAACGCCCACGUUUACUUCCGGCCGGAUGAAGCAAAUGUUUGGCACGAUUCAGCAGGUGGCGGAAGAAUUCCUAAAGUAUAUGAACGAAAACUGUCACCGGGAAGUGGAGAUGAAGAACGUGCUGGCCCGGUUUACGACGGACGUGAUUGGCACGUGUGCGUUCGGCAUUGAGUGUAACACGCUGAAGAAUCCGAGCUCGGAUUUCCUGAAGUACGGCAACAAGGUGUUCGAGCAGGAUCCGCUGCUGAUGAUGAAGUUUGUGUUCGCCAUGAUGUUUAAGGGCAUGGCGAAGCGGAUCGGAGUAAAGCUGACCGAUGAGGGUGUGGAACGGUUUUUCAUGCAGGUCGUCCGGGACACUGUACAGUACCGCGAGAUGAACAAUGUGCAGCGGAACGAUUUUAUGAACUUGCUGCUGCAGAUCAAGAACAAGGGCUAUCUAGAUGAGCGUGAUGCGGGUGCAACCGAUGGGGUGAAAGGUGAAACUGGAUUGACACUGAACGAGCUAGCAGCGCAAGUGUUUGUGUUUUUCCUGGCUGGAUUUGAGACAUCCUCGACCACGAUGAACUUCUGUUUGUACGAGCUGGCAAAGAACAUGGAUAUACAGGACCGUCUGCGUGACGAGAUCGAACGUGCGGUCGAAGACUACGAUGGACAAGUGACGUACGAAAUGGUCAUAAACAACCAGUAUCUGGAUAAUGUGAUCAAUGAAACUCUACGCAAGUAUCCACCGAUUGAGUCGCUCACUCGUGUGCCAAUGCGUGAUUACACCGUACCCGGCACCAAGUACGUAAUUCCGAAGGAUACGCUCAUCCAGAUCCCGGUGUACGCUAUACAGCGCGACCCAGAGUUCUAUCCCGAGCCGGACCAAUUCAAUCCGGACCGUUUCCUAGCGGACGAAGUGAAGCAACGCCAUCCGUACGUGUUCCUACCCUUUGGUGAAGGUCCUCGGAUUUGUAUCGGAUUGCGGUUUGGAAUGAUGCAAGCAAAGCUCGGUUUAAUCACCCUACUGAGAAACUUCCGCUUCUCGCCAUCGUCUCAAACGCCGGCAGAAAUUGUGUUCGACCCCAAAUCGUUCAUAUUAUCGCCCACUACGGGUAAUUAUCUGAAGGUUGAUAAGAUAUAAAUGUUUCAGAUGAAGAUUUUUGCUAGUUGAACUAGACGGUCGUUGAAUGCGCCAA